Messenger RNA from Necator americanus (New World hookworm), 1629 nucleotides. RefSeq lists its product as uncharacterized. Gene Ontology annotation, molecular function: protein binding; nuclear import signal receptor activity. The record is from RefSeq and is a predicted model, not a curated record. Gene Ontology annotation, cellular component: cytoplasm; nucleus. Lineage: Eukaryota; Metazoa; Nematoda; Chromadorea; Rhabditida; Ancylostomatidae. Gene Ontology annotation, biological process: NLS-bearing protein import into nucleus. The transcript is spliced from 12 exons. The coding region runs from base 1 to 1629 and encodes 542 amino acids.
AUGUUCUCAGCACGUCGGUUGAAGUCACUGAAAAAGAAGAUGGCUUUACGUCCCGCUCAGGGUGACAACGUACACACGGCGGAGUUCAACGAAGAAGCCGCUCGUCUCAAGCAGUACAAAAAUGUUGCGAGACAUGAGGAUAUGCGACGUCGCCGAAAUGAAUCCAGCGUCGAGAUCCGCAAGCAAAAAGGUGCUGACCUCAUGAUGAAACGUCGAAAUCAGUUAGUAGAUGAAGAUGAAGAGGGAGAACUUUCGGAUCUAGAUCUGAAGUCUGCACCAGCUGUGGUCAGUCGAUUAACAAAUGAGGAGAUUGUCAAAAUCCUAAGCAAUAAUCCUACUUUGGACCAGAUGAGACAGUGUUUCGAGGCUCUUCGUCGAAUACUGUCACGUUCGAAGAAUCCUCCAGUUGAUGAAGUAAUCAAAUGUGGACUUGUUAAUGCUUUAGUCGAGGCGCUCAAAGUUGAGGAUGAUAAAGUGCGUUUUGAAGCGUCUUGGGCACUAACGAACGUUGUUUCCGGAACAUCAGAACAAACCGUAGCUGCUGUAGAGGCAGGUGCCACGCUUCCGCUGAUCCAGCUUACUCAGAGUCCGAAUGAUGGCUUAGCCGAACAGGCUCUCUGGGCUGUUGCUAACAUUGCUGGAGAUUCUGCACAGCUUAGGGACUAUGUGAUUCAAUGUGGUGGUGUUGAUGCUCUCAUGGCGUUAGUGGACCGCUUAGAUAAGCUGCAUGUUUCGUGCGCUCGAACUCUUGCUUGGGCAUUUUCUAACAUGUGCCGACAUAAGAAUCCUCACGCUCCCUUACACAUUCUCGAGCGAUUGAGCAAAGGUCUUGCAAAGCUCAUUUCUUAUCCGGACAGACAAGUGAAACAAGAUGCGUGCUGGGCGGUAUCCUAUUUGACUGAUGGACCAGAUGAACAGAUUUCAUUGGCUAGAUCAAGCGGUGUACUACCUCAUGUGAUUGAAUUCCUGCGCGAUUCCGAUGCUAUGGUGGCCCCAGCGCUUAGAGUUCUCGGCAAUAUGAGUACGGGUAACGAUGAAUUGACCCAGUGUGUGGUGGACCUAAACACCCUCGACGAAAUCAUUCCUCUCUCUGAACGAUCAAAGUCAACAACUGUGGUUAAAGAGUGCUGUUGGCUAAUCUCCAACAUCAUAGCAGGAACAAAUAGCCAGAUUCAAGCUGUCAUAGAUGCAGGGAUUAUGCCAUUUAUUAUCGAAGUGCUUCGUUCUGGUGAUUUCAAGUGUCAGUUUGAAGCAUCGUGGGCUGUAGCGAACCUUGCACAAGGUGGAACUGCUGCACAAAUCCUUACACUCCUUCAGGACAAUGCUGUCCCUGCUCUUUGUGAUGCAUUGAAACAAAGCAACGUAGAUCUUCUCAAUAACGCAUUAGAGACACUCUAUGCUUUAUUGAAUACAGUGUCCACUUGUUGUCCUGAGCGCCUGGAUGAAUUACGCGAGGCAGUGGAAGAGAACGACGGAUUGGAUUAUCUGGAGCGCCUGCAGGAGUCCGAGUCUGAUAAAGUGUACGCAACGGCCUAUCGCAUUAUCUCGGACUACUUCAGCGACCCUGACAACGAAGAGGAUCAGAAAGCUGAUGGCGAAGAGAACCAGCCUGCUCAGUACAGUUUUUAG